This is a messenger RNA of Porites evermanni, 905 nucleotides long. Lineage: Eukaryota; Metazoa; Cnidaria; Anthozoa; Scleractinia; Poritidae. The record is from the annotation of a GenBank genome assembly.
AUGUAUCUUAGGAUUUUGAAGGCAAUUGAUGAGGAAGUAGUUGAUAGAGAUGUGAUAAGGAGUCAACAGGUUAAUUUUAAGAAUUGUUUUAAAAACUGUAAUGCUACAAUUUCCAUUGGUGAAAAUAUAUCUCCAACAGAGAGGGGUACAAUCAAACAGAAAUUGAUAACCUAUUCAAUUCUAUAUAAUAUUGUACUAUCUAACCUCUCAUACAAGCAGCUUACAGCCACUGAAGCUGAACCCAUUUUAGUGGGUGUCUGUAAAGCGGGUUUGGAAUGUACCUAAAUUUUUUAUUUGCCUAAUAUACAAGCUUGUUAAAGUUUGUCAUUCAAGUUGUUUUUGUUGUGACAAAGUCCACCAUGCCACACACAUGAAGUUGUCGGUGCUAAUAUGAAUCUAAACAUGUUGCGCAAAGGGCUAUGCUGUACAUGUGUGAAACUGCUCCUUAUGAAAAUCAAAAUCCUUUGGAGUUAAAACACUGCUUCUAGAAUCUUGCUUGUCACAUCUUGAAACUUGUGUAAAGACUCAAAGAUUUGAUUUAAGACUGUCAACUUUUGUGGAGUUUCCGUUGGUUGCUUGUACAAGUUUGUAAAACCAUUUACUAAUCAAUCAGUUUAGAAGCUGAAUUUUUCUUUGAUGAACAGGAAGCAGAGAGGAACACAAAAAUUAAAGAUCACAUCAGGGAUACGUGCAUCACAGAGCUCGUUGACUCUUGGUUUCAGAUUCUGGUAGGUGGGAAUCUUGUAUUUUGGUUCAACAAUGAGGUUUAGGUUUUGCUGACUGUUUUUUUUAUUACGUUUUGUGUGCAGAAAACAUAUGAAAAUAGUGUGUCAACGUGCCUUUGCCUAGACAUUAUUGGAGCAUAUAUUGAAUGGAUCGAUAUUGGCCUCAUUGCAAACGAUUGA